UUAGGACAUGAUGUAAAAACUUUGCAAACAAACAGUACUACCGGAGAUAUAUGUGAACAUGAUGUAUAGGAUCCAACUGAAUUGGAUAAUCACUUAAGUUUCCAAAUCCCAGCACGACCAAGCACGUAGCUACAGAAUGAAUCUAACAAGAUCCAAAGUCCAAGCCACCAAAAUCUCGGUCUUAAAAGGACGAAACUUUUGGUCCUCACUAUCAUUCUCACCCACACAUUCUCAGCAGAAAGAGAAACAUGGCUAUGCUUGCUGUUUGAAGGAGCAAAACUGACAGUUAUGUAGCUCAGCGCUACUCCAUCUAUAUAUAUUUAUAACAUGCAUGUUUGCAUGCUAAAUACUGAGAAACAUAGAGAAAACAUUUUUGCCUUUAUCAAAAAGACAGAGCCCUUUUCUUUUUUUCUUUUUUCUUUUUUUGCAAUCAAUAUCACCCAAAAAAAAAAACAUGUCGAAAAGUAUACUGGUUAUUUUCUUCAUUUAUAUUUACUUCAUAGUUGGUCUGGUUUAUGGACAAGAUGACCAUGAAAGAAAGACAUACAUUGUGUAUCUGGGAGAACUACCAGAAGCUGGAACUUCAGUCGUGGAUAGCCACCAUAAGCUGCUUUUGGCAGCAAUUGGAGAUGAGAAGAUAGCCAGAGAAUCUAAGAUUCAUAGUUAUGGAAAGAGCUUCAAUGGUUUUGCAGCAAGGCUGUUACCACAUGAAGCAAAGAAACUACUGGACGAGAAGAGCGUUAUAUCAGUGUUUCCAAACCAACGACGCAAUCUUCACACAACAAGGUCAUGGGAUUACCUAGGAUUGCCCUUAAAACUGGGGAUGAACUCUCUGGUUGAGAGCAAUCUCAUUGUGGGUGUGUUGGAUACGGGAAUUUGGAUGGAUUGCCCAAGUUUUAAUGACAAAGGCUUUGGACCUCCCCCAGCCAAAUGGAAAGGCAAAUGCGUGAAAGCGGCCAACUUUUCAGGCUGCAAUAACAAAGUCGUCGGAGCCAAAUACUUCAGACUCGACAGUCAUAAUGAUGGUGACGAAGCUCUGACUCCGGCAGAUGAAGAUGGCCACGGAAGUCACACGUCAUCCACCGCUGCCGGUGUUGCUGUCAAAGGAGCCAGCCUAUAUGGUGUCGGUGAAGGAACUGCUCGUGGCGGGGCAGCCUUAUCACGCAUUGCCAUGUACAAAGUAUGCUGGCUAAAUGGCUGCUUUGAUGUAGACAUCUUGGCUGCGUUUGAUGAGGCCAUUGCUGAUGGAGUGGAUCUCAUAUCUGUCUCUUUAGGUGGACCUACCAACGAGUAUUUCGCCGACCCGAUUGCCAUUGGAUCUUUUCACGCCUUGAAGAAAGGGAUUCUAACGUCGUGCUCGGCUGGUAAUGAUGGACCUUAUACUUCUAGUGUAUCCAAUGUGGCACCUUGGAUUCUCACAGUGGGUGCCAAUAGUAUUGAUAGGCAAUUUACCACAAUGGUCAAGCUUGGAAAUGGCCAGACAUUUUAUGGGAAAUCAAUUAAUACCUUCUCGCCAAAGAAAGCGAUGUAUCCUCUCACAGAUGGAACCCAUGCAGCCAGUGCUAAUGGAAGUAUCUAUGGAAAUGCAAGUAAUUGUGAUGAUGGGACUCUAGCAAAGAACAAAGUGAAGGGCAGGAUUGUGUACUGCGAAGGGAGUUACGACCAAGAAAGCACCAUUGAAGAGUUGGAAGGAUUGGGGACCAUCAUGACUUAUGAAGGAGAGAUGGAUUUCAGCUACCUUACGCUUGUUCCUGCAACCUAUGUUGCUCAAAAGGAUGGUGACAAGGUUGACCGAUACAUCAACUCCACCAAGGAUGCUCAGGGCGUUAUAUACAGGACAACAAGAGUCAAAGCUCCUGCCCCGUUCCUCGCUUCUUUCUCGUCCAGAGGACCUCAAACUAUCGACACAAACAUCCUCAAGCCUGAUAUUACAGCUCCAGGGAUCGACAUUCUAGCUGCUUACUCACAGAUUCCAUCAGUUUCGGGCGACUCAGCUGACAAACGACAUGCAGUCUUCAAUAUAAUGUCAGGUACAUCCAUGGCUUGCCCUCAUGCAGCAGCUGCUGCCGCCUACGUCAAGUCUUUCCACACUGACUGGUCACCUGCUGCAAUCAAGUCUGCUCUUAUGACCACUGCCACACCACUGAUUGUCAAGGGCAGGGAAGCUGAUCUGCUUGGUGCUGGAGCAGGACAAAUAAACCCGGUAAAGGCAGUGCAUCCUGGCCUCAUCUAUGAUCUGUCCACAAACUCCUAUAUCAGCUUCUUAUGCAAGGAAGGCUAUAAUAGCUCCGACCUUAGCCUUCUUAUUGGGGGGAAGAAGAAAUAUAAGUGCUCCGACUUCAAGCCUGCGCAAGGCACGGAUGGACUUAACUACCCCACCAUGCAUAUCCAGCUCAACAAUCCCCAAUCUAGGAUUUCAGGGGUUUUCUACCGGACAGUGACUAAUGUAGGGUAUGGAAAAACAGUUUAUAAGGUGAAAAUAAAUUCGCCGAAGGGUCUUUCUGUUAAAGUUAGCCCAGAUACUUUGGCAUUCACCAAGCUGCACCAGCAGCUGUCUUUCAAGGUUGAGGUGAAGGGCGGGGCAAUGCAGAAUGAUACCCAAAUCCUAUCUGCUUUACUUGAGUGGAGCGAUUCUAAACACAGUGUUAAAAGCCAUAUCCUAAUUUAUAGGCCACUUAUUUAGUCUAGUCGUUGUUUGUAAUGUGCAUGUUCUUAACUUAGUAACUAGUUUUGAGUGAGUUUCCAAUUUUCACUUUUUUCUCCCUCUAAAUCAAGAUUGCUUUUGGCUA
Ziziphus jujuba (common jujube) is the source of this 2789-nucleotide messenger RNA. RefSeq names its product subtilisin-like protease SBT4.15. Bases 455 to 2683 code for a protein of 742 amino acids. The record is from RefSeq and is a predicted model, not a curated record. The transcript is spliced from 11 exons. NCBI's taxonomy places the organism in Eukaryota, Viridiplantae, Streptophyta, Magnoliopsida, Rosales, Rhamnaceae. Gene Ontology annotation, biological process: proteolysis. Gene Ontology annotation, molecular function: serine-type endopeptidase activity.